This is a messenger RNA of Sinocyclocheilus rhinocerous, 1305 nucleotides long. RefSeq lists its product as uncharacterized. The transcript is spliced from 3 exons. NCBI's taxonomy places the organism in Eukaryota, Metazoa, Chordata, Actinopteri, Cypriniformes, Cyprinidae. Bases 154 to 1089 code for a protein of 311 amino acids. The record is from RefSeq and is a predicted model, not a curated record.
CAAGAACACAAGACAAAUCUGUUGUAUGAUAUUAAGCAUUUCAUUUGCUCUUUUGGGAUUCAAAUUCACUUCAGGACAUCAAAGUGUCAGAGGUUCUUCCAGCCUUACAGAAGACCUGAGCCAUCAUAUCCUGGCAAAUUUCAAUCAAACAACAUGGCGGCAGAGAAAGCAGCAGCAGAAGAACCAAGGGCAACUCUACAGUUACCACUGACAUUAACAGUUACAAUUGUAACAGUUGUAGUAGUAGCUUAUGCAUUUAUGUCAGGAGUAGGUGAAGGAGUAGUCGGAGCAGCAGCUGGAGCAGCAGCUGCGGUAGGCAUUUUACAUUCACUGUGGGGAGAAGAAGAAAGAACAGAACUACUAGCAGUAGCAGUAACAGGAGUAACAGGAGGCAUAGCAGGAAUAGCAGCAGCAAUGUUGCGUUCAAUGGUAGGAGAACGUUCACUAACAGGAGCAGCAAUAGUUGGAGCCAUAGCAGGAGCUGCAAUAGUUGCAAUAGCAGAAACACAAUUACAAUGGGUUAUAAAAAUGAUAAAGCGUCUAAAAGAUGCAUUGAAACUGUUUGUAGGAGUAUGUGUAGUAACAACAGCAGUAAUUCUAUUAAAAUGGGCAAUAAAUACAAUAAAAUGGGUAAAAGAUCAAAUAAAGUUGGCAGCAUCCCAAGUAAAAGCAGCAGCACAAUGGAUUAUAGAAGCAGCAAAAAAAGCAUUCAACACAUUAGCAUCAUUUGGAGCAUCAGGAUUAGCACUAACAGCAGCAGGAGUAAUAGCCUCAGUAGCAUUAGCAUCAGCAGCAGCAUCAGGAUUAGCAGCAUUAGCAGGACUAGCAUCUGGAUUAUUUGGAGGAUUAUUGGGAUUUGUGUUAGUACUAGCGGCAGGAGCAGCAAUUUUUGGAUCAGACUGGAGAGGACAAUCAAAUCAGCAGCAGACUCAAGGAGCAGAUGUGAUGUUACCAACUGCUGCUUUUUUGCUUUUGGUUUUAUUUUGUUUUCUUGUUACCUCUGCGGGUGUGUUUCGAUGUUGCUGUUUAUUGUUGUUUCUCUUCCUGUUCCUGUGGUUUCUGCUGUGCUACCGCUCUGAAAAGCACUGAUCUUGUUCAUUAAGAAGGUGACCAGUAUAAAAGCCUCAAAAAGGUCUCAAAAAUGAAUAUGAAAGGACUUGUCUCCAUACAGGGACUUUUUUCGCCUGCAUCAGUCAUCAUUUUGGCCUAGCUUAUUUCUUUUAGCCAUCUAUUAUUGUGCAUUCAGCGUACUCCUGUUAUUGUAAGGUCAUUGUUCUGCUACUUAUGUCACUUCUGUGUACUACU